CACACCGCUGUGGAAACACCUCCUGGAGGAGGAGGAGGAGGAGGAGGAGGAGGAGGAGGAGGCUUUGUUUUUAUUUGGGAGGAAUCAUUAAAGUCAGGAUUCUGCAGAGGAAGAAGAGGAACAAACCUUCUGUGGUUUUCACUGAUUUUCUUUCUGGAAGGAAACAAAUCUGAAACUUCUUCAUGAACUCCUGGAUUUAACAAAACCUCUUUAAUCUGAUUUAAUAACAUUAAGUUUAUACAUCAGAUCAUGUUAUGAACAUUAAUAGUGUGAUCAACACUGAUUAUGCUUCAUAGUGGCAUUUAUUAAGAGAGAGAGAAAGGUGUUUUCUUUUUGGUUCCGAUUGGAGGAAACUUUUCUUUCUACAUUGUAUCAGACCUCCAGACCUCCAGACCUCCAGACCUCCAGACCUCCAGACUUCCAGACCUCCAGACCUCCAGACCUCCAGACCUCCAGGCUCCUCCCGGGAGCCUCGACCAGCCCUCCCCGCCCAACGAGCACCAUGAAGCGGCCGUGUGAGGACAGCAGCUCGGCGGAGAGUGAGCUGGAGGAGAACAUCGAUGUGGGCAGUGAGAGCAUCUAUGAUGGACACGUGAAGGCGUCCUUCAUGAGGUGUGGGUCACCGACAACGACCACGCAAGUGAUGGCGAGGAAAAAGCGCAGAGGGAUUAUCGAGAAGAGACGCAGAGACAGAAUCAACAGCAGUCUGUUGGAGUUACGGAGACUCGUCCCCACGGCGUUCGAGAAGCAGGGUUCAGCCAAACUGGAGAAGGCAGAGAUCCUGCAGAUGACUGUGGACCACCUGAAGGUGCUGCAGGCCACCGGAGGGAAAGGUUACUUUGACGCCCACGCUCUGGCUCUGGACUUCCUGUCUCUGGGUUUCAGGGAGUGUGUGACGGAGGUUUCUCGUUACCUGACCUCCGUGGAGGGCCUGGACUCCGGCGACCCUCUGCGAUCCCGCCUCCUCUCCCACCUCACCUCCUGCUCCUCUCAGCGUGACGCCGCCGCCCUCGCCUUGACCUCCCAUCCGCCACAUCUCCACCACCUCCACCACCACCACCACCACCUCCACCAGCAGCAGCCUCACCCUUUACCCCCCUUCCACCCCCACCACUGGGCCGCUGCAUUCGCCACGGCGGCGACGGCGGCGUUUCGACCUCUUCCGGCCGCCGCUGCGUCCUACGUGACUUUGUCUCCCGACUCCGGAGAAGGUGGAGCCCCCCAGAGGCUGCUGGAGAUGUCACAGCGCGGUGUCGCCUCCUCCUACUCCACCCAAGCAGACUCCACCUCCUCUCCUUCCUCCUCCUCUUCCUCGUCUCUCGUGCUCACCUCCCCUCUCUCCGCCUCCCUCCUCUCCCUCUCGGCGUCGUUUCCCAUCUCCCUCCACGGAGGUUUCCCCAUCCUCCCUCCCUCCUCUUUCACCUCCGCUGUCACAACCACCAGUCCUCCCAUCUCCUCCUCUUCCUCCUCCUCCUCCUCCUCCUCCUCCUCCUCCUCCUCCACCCAGACUCCUCACAGCAGCAGUAAACCCUACAGGCCGUGGGGAACCGAGGUCGGAGCUUUCUGACUAACUUCUGACACUUUAAACACUUUUAUCACCAGUGAACAAAAACUACUUAUAAACCAAGUUUUCACCCCAAACAACUAGUUGCAUUAACUGGUUAACCUCUGAGAUGUUUCUACUCGUUUCCACCUGAUGAUUUCACAAAGUGACCUGUUGUUCUUUUUCAUUCGUUACUUUUUUUGUGUUUCACAAAGUUCAACUUCUGCGUUGUUGUUUUUUUGUCCAUUAAAGAUUUGAUGCACUAAAUGGAU
This is a messenger RNA of Anoplopoma fimbria (sablefish), 1815 nucleotides long. RefSeq names its product hes-related family bHLH transcription factor with YRPW motif 2 (gene hey2). Lineage: Eukaryota; Metazoa; Chordata; Actinopteri; Perciformes; Anoplopomatidae. The record is from RefSeq and is a predicted model, not a curated record. Gene Ontology annotation, biological process: regulation of transcription by RNA polymerase II; regulation of neurogenesis; anterior/posterior pattern specification. Gene Ontology annotation, molecular function: RNA polymerase II cis-regulatory region sequence-specific DNA binding; protein dimerization activity; DNA-binding transcription factor activity, RNA polymerase II-specific. Gene Ontology annotation, cellular component: nucleus.